AGUUAGGACUGCGGUUGGAUCGAUAUUUGCAGAAAAAGUAUUUCGGAAUUUUCCACCUUUGGAUUGCAAAGAUUACUGUGCAGCAGCUACUUUAAGCAAAAAAUUUAAAGAAAUGGCUACACCAAAACCAUUGCUUAGCGCCGAAGGUCUUGCCCUGACCAAUAAGAAAAUAGCUGAACUGAAGAAGAAGGUUCAACUGGCCGAGGGUCAAAAGAAAGCCUACACCGAGGAAUGGGCCGACACUAAAAAGACGCAGAACGAUAAAACCGCGGAGUUAAAAAAGGAGGUUCGCGACUUGACGAACAAGCUUUCAUACCUACAUAACCCAAACAGCGCCAAGGCCCAAAAGAAUGUUCAGGAGAUCAAACGUAGGGUUCAGCUGCCACCGGGAGCUAAAACCGUACAAGAUGCUCUCCAUGUACUCGAUUUAAAGAUAAUCGACGUGAACAAACAGGCGGAUGUCGCUGAAGCGAAGCACAAGAAGCGUGAAAUCUACUACAAGAAGCUUAUGGAUCAGUAUCACAUGUUGAUGGGCUACAAGCACUCCAAUGCUGAUGGCUCGAACCCGCCGGAAACGGUAGAGGAGGACGCCAACAGGAAGCUGAUAACGCACUUGGAGAACGAGAUUCAUCGAACCUCGGUUCAGUGGAUGGAAGCGGAACACAUCAGGAAGAAAUAUCGUGGAAUCAAGCUGGCAUUGAUGCGCGAUGCGGAGAAGUUCGAGAGUUCGCUGUUGGAACUGGAACAAGCGAUCACUGAGCAGCAGGCUGAGAUAACCAAACUGGAAGGCGUUCAUAAGGAAGCCAUGCAAAUGCGAGAUAAUACCAAGUCGAUACUGCAGCGGCAGGAGCAAACGACACACUACGCGAACAAGGCACGUGAGAAGCAGGCGCUCGAUUUCCGCCGACAAGUUGAGGAGCGCAAGCAGGAACUGGAACGAUUGGAGCGGAAGAUUUUCUCCUCCGGCAAGACGAUGGUGCACCAGGAAAGUGUGAUGUCUGCGUCCGGUGAUCACUCGGGUGGAAGGGGCGAGGGAGACGACUCGAGCGGGCAUGAUAAGGAAACGGCCUCGGAAAUGGAGCAAAAGUUCAAGAAGCUGAUGCAAGCGACAGGGGUCAGCGCGGCAAGCGAGGUGGUUGAUCGCUUCCUGGCCCAGCGGGAAGCAUCAGCCCGCUUGACGUACCUCCGUACCGUCACCGAAAACGAGAAGAAACAAUUGGAAUCCCAACGGGAGCUGAUGACGGCCCAAUUGGAUGCGUUCAAGUUCGCCGAUGUCAAGGACAGCGAUGUCAAUCAAGAGGAGUUGGAGAAGAUCCGCAACUCGAUCGAGGAGCAGAAGGCACGCCUAGAGGAGUGUGAGAAAGCGAUCGAUUAUACCCGUAAUGUGUUUAAUACGAUCAAAGACACGUUGGUUGAGUUGCUACUAGCGCUGCGAGAAAUUGAUGACAAUUUGGAGGUGCAAUUUUUGAGCAGAACGCCAACCAUAUCCGAAGAGAAGCAACUAGGUCUGGAGGUCAUUACGUCCGGAAAUAUUUCCAUUGAUGAUCUCGGGAACAUGUUGGAGGAGAAAAUCAAACUGGGCAUGAUAGCUAGCGGUCAGUUGGCAACCGAAACCGACAGUGGUCUGUCCGAGGAUGAAACGGAACCACAGCAACCACAGGCACCGCCGCCGCGGCCCGCUAGUUCGGCAUUGCAAAUUCCGACCGCCAGCCCGUCGGUGGGUACAUCGUCCAUUCAGGAGGACCGAGAGAAACCCCCGGCGUAUCCGCCGGUUUAUGUGAACUUGAUUGCCGGACGAACGACGACGCAGAUAUCGUCGGCGUCGCCUGGCCCGGGCGCGACGGUGGUGCUGUCCGAUGACGAAGCAGAGGUUCCGUCGCGCAGCUAUUUGAAAAGGCAGGCGAACAUGAUUAUCGAAGCGAAGUCCAGAAGAAAGGGAUUCCGAAUGCCGCCACCAAAAAGGCGUUAAGUUUAAUAGGCAACUAGGAACCGAUUUGCGAUUUGGGCGUAGCUCAUUUUGUAAACAAACAUUUUUUUAUGGUUUCCGUAGAUUGUGUGGUUUCUCAAAAAAUGUAAUUGCUUUCGAAGGAAUUUGCCUUCCAAUGUCUGUUUACAAAAUCAGAUACGCUUAAUUCGCAAAUCGGUCUCGGUCGGAUUGUUAAAUUUACAGAAGUCAAUGUUGUGAUGUAGCAAUUUAUCAAAUCAAAGCUUAUAAGCUCGAAGCCGGCUUUCCCAAUAAAGGAGCGAAAAUAAGAAAAUAAAUAAUUUAACGGA
Molecule: messenger RNA, 2274 nt
Organism: Armigeres subalbatus
Lineage: Eukaryota; Metazoa; Arthropoda; Insecta; Diptera; Culicidae
Gene: CCDC151
Product: outer dynein arm-docking complex subunit 3
Exons: 4
Coding region: 113-1969 (618 amino acids)
Biological process (GO): cilium movement; outer dynein arm assembly
Cellular component (GO): cilium; ciliary basal body; ciliary tip
Source: RefSeq, a predicted model, not a curated record